Messenger RNA from Enhydra lutris kenyoni (northern sea otter), 2145 nucleotides. It is a transcript of the gene GABRG1, whose product is annotated as gamma-aminobutyric acid type A receptor gamma1 subunit. Gene Ontology annotation, molecular function: GABA-A receptor activity; inhibitory extracellular ligand-gated monoatomic ion channel activity; transmitter-gated monoatomic ion channel activity involved in regulation of postsynaptic membrane potential. Bases 165 to 1562 code for a protein of 465 amino acids. Lineage: Eukaryota; Metazoa; Chordata; Mammalia; Carnivora; Mustelidae. The record is from RefSeq and is a predicted model, not a curated record. Gene Ontology annotation, biological process: signal transduction; synaptic transmission, GABAergic; regulation of postsynaptic membrane potential. Gene Ontology annotation, cellular component: neuron projection; postsynapse; GABA-A receptor complex. The transcript has 9 exons.
CUGUGUCUGAUUGGCUCCCCGGCUCAAUUCCGCUGGGAGUCGCAUCCUACCUGGCUGGGAGGUGUACUGCCGUGCCACACUCAUCCCCACCGUACUCUCCUGGCUGGUGCUGAGGUGGGAGAAAAAGUCCUAGCUUGGAGAACUGAGCGGAGAAAGCGAUCCUGAUGGGUUCUUGGAAAGCUUUUCUCUUCUCUCCUUUUCUUCUGUGGAGUCAAAGUAGAGUGGUGAGGCUCAUGUUCUUGUUACUGACCCUGCAUCUGGGAAACUGUGUUGAUAAAGUGGAUGACGAAGAUGAUGAGGAUUUAACAGUGAACAAAACCUGGGUCUUGGCACCAAGGAUUCAUGAAGGAGAUAUAACACAAAUUCUCAACUCAUUGCUUCAAGGCUAUGACAAUAAACUUCGCCCAGAUAUAGGAGUGAGGCCCACUGUAAUUGAAACUGAUGUUUAUGUAAACAGCAUUGGACCAGUUGAUCCCAUAAAUAUGGAAUACACAAUAGAUAUAAUUUUUGCCCAAACCUGGUUUGACAGUCGUUUAAAAUUCAACAGUACCAUGAAAGUGCUUAUGCUUAACAGCAAUAUGGUAGGGAAAAUUUGGAUUCCUGACACAUUCUUCAGAAACUCAAGAAAAUCUGAUGCACAUUGGAUAACAACUCCUAAUCGUCUACUUCGAAUUUGGAAUGAUGGACGAGUUCUAUAUACUCUAAGAUUGACAAUUAAUGCAGAAUGUUACCUUCAGCUUCAUAACUUUCCCAUGGAUGAACAUUCCUGUCCACUGGAAUUUUCAAGCUAUGGGUACCCUAAAAAUGAAAUUGAGUAUAAGUGGAAAAAACCUUCUGUAGAAGUGGCUGAUCCUAAAUACUGGAGAUUAUAUCAGUUUGCAUUUGUAGGGUUACGGAACUCAACUGAAAUUUCUCACACAAUCUCUGGGGAUUAUGUUAUCAUGACAAUUUUUUUUGACCUGAGCAGACGAAUGGGAUAUUUCACUAUUCAAACCUACAUUCCAUGUAUCCUGACCGUUGUUCUUUCUUGGGUGUCUUUUUGGAUCAAUAAGGAUGCAGUACCAGCAAGAACAUCACUUGGUAUCACUACAGUUCUGACUAUGACAACUCUGAGCACAAUCGCCAGGAAGUCCUUACCUAAGGUUUCUUACGUGACUGCGAUGGAUCUCUUUGUUUCUGUUUGUUUCAUUUUUGUUUUUGCAGCCUUGAUGGAAUAUGGCACUUUGCAUUAUUUUACCAGCAACAAAAAAGUAAAGACUACUAGAGACAAAAAGCUAAAGAAUAAAAGCUCGAUGUCCCCUGGACUCCAUCCUGGAUCUACUCUGAUUCCAAUGAAUAACAUUUCUCUGCCCCAUGGAGAAGAGGAUUAUGGGUAUCAGUGUUUGGAGGGCAAAGAUUGUGCCAGCUUCUUCUGUUGCUUUGAAGACUGCAGAACAGGGUCAUGGAGGGAAGGAAGGAUACACAUACGCAUUGCUAAAAUUGACUCCUAUUCUCGAAUAUUUUUCCCAACAGCUUUUGCCCUGUUCAAUCUGGUUUAUUGGGUUGGCUAUCUUUACUUAUAAGUUCUAUUUACCAGGCAAAAAUCGUAAGAAGUUUAACUAAAGCCAAUAUAAUCUAUUGCAUUUCAGUAAUAUGAAGUUUAAAUUUAAAAUGCAGAGAAACCAAUGGUUAAAAUGUAAAAGCAUUGUAACUAUUCUACCGACUCAUAGGUAAAUAAAGCAGCAGCUUUCAUUUUAAUUUACUUAAAUAUAUGUAAAAGAGAUUAGUUGCAGAAUUAAGUAUAGUAAAAUACUAUUAUAUAUUUUUACCUUAAUCUUAUUUAUUUUAUUUGUAUCCCAUUAGGAUUUUGAAUUCAUAAGUUCCAUGAUUCAUAUUUUAAAGAUGGAAUAAUUUAAUAACUUUAAUAAUAUUUUAUUUAAAUAUAAUCUAUCAUUGUUUGUAAUGGGAACUUAACCUCCUGCCUAAUGUUAUGUAGUAAUUUUUUGUUUAGAAAAUGUUGUUAUUUUGAUUUUUUUUCUUAGUUUUUAUUUGUAUGGCCUGUUUGGAAUAGAGCUAAUUAAAACCAUAAAGCCAAGAUUUCCUGGCAUUUAUAUCCAGAUAUUUUACUCCCAAGAACAAAUUAAAUUAGAAUAAAAGACCAAUUAU